Molecule: messenger RNA, 3180 nt
Organism: Brassica oleracea var. oleracea
Lineage: Eukaryota; Viridiplantae; Streptophyta; Magnoliopsida; Brassicales; Brassicaceae
Product: protein ARABIDILLO 2
Exons: 10
Coding region: 182-2929 (915 amino acids)
Molecular function (GO): protein binding
Source: RefSeq, a predicted model, not a curated record
UUUGCCUAUAUGAGCUCUCUCUUCUCGUUUCAACACCGUCUCUCUCUCUCUCUUCUCUUCACCUUCAUUCCCCAAUUCCUCAGAUUCUUCUCUCUCUGCCGCUGGGAAUAAAUUAACACAAAGUUCCCCUCUUUUUGCUCCAAAGGUCUUGUAGGAUCUCUAUGAUGAUGAUGAUGCUUUGAUGUUUGUAACUUCAAGAGGAUCCGGUCAAGAUAUGAGUCGUAGGGUGCGUCAGAGAGUGGAGGAGAAUAAGGUAGUUUCACCAAGUUGUUGUUCUGUGAUUGGCUAUGAAGAUUUAGCACCUAAGGCUCAACACUAUGUGGAUUGGACUAGUUUGUCUUACGACACUGUGCUUCUUCUGUUUACUCGGUUGAACUACCGAGACCGAGCUAGCUUAGCAUCCACCUGCAGGACAUGGAGAAGCCUCGGCGCUUCCUCUUGUCUCUGGACCUCAUUGGAUCUCCGUCCCCACAAGUUUGAUCUCUCAAUGGCCUCUUCUCUUUCAACUAGGUGUGCUAACCUUCACAAGGUUCGGUUCCGGGGCCUCGACUCUGCUGACGCCAUAGUUAACCUCAGAGCGAGGAAUCUGAGGGAGAUAAGCGGCGACUACUGCAGGAAGAUAACAGAUGCCACAUUGUCUAUGAUCGCCGCGCGCCACGAAGCUCUCGAGAGCCUCCAGCUUGGACCAGACUUCUGCGAGAGGAUCACCAGUGAUGCUGUUAAAGUCAUCGCCUUCUGCUGCCCCAAGCUUAGAAAGCUUAGGCUUUCGGGAAUGAGAGAUGUUAACUCCGAGGCGAUUGAGUCUCUAUCCAAGCACUGUCCACAGCUCAGUGAUGUUGGAUUCUUGGAUUGCCUGAACAUCAACGAGGAAGCAUUGGGGAAAGUGGCGUCUCUUCGUUACCUCUCUGUUGCUGGGACGAUAAGCAUGAACUGGAGAGUUGCAGCAGAGAGCUGGGAGAAGCUUCCGAGGCUAACAGCUUUGGAUGCUUCUAGAACCAGCGUUGACCAUGUAUCGGUUUCAAGGCUGUUUAAAUCAUCUCAGAGUUUGAGAGUUGUGUGUGCUUUGAACUGCCCUUUGCUAGAACACGAUGUGAACUUCAAAGGGAAGCUUCUGAUUGCUAAAUUCGACGAUAACUCGAAGAUGCCAAAUGAUAUAUUCUCUCACUGGAGAGAUCUGAUAAGCAAUGACGAAACAAUGCGUUGGAUUGAGUGGAUCAUUUCUCAUUCCCUUCUAAGAAUGGCGGAGAGCAACUCUCAGGCACUGAACAACUUCUGGCUCAACCAUGGAGCUAAGCUGCUUCUCAGGCUAAUGCAAAGCUCGCAAGAGGACGUACAAGAGAGAGCGGCCACAGGGCUCGCGACUUUCAUCGUUGUGGAUGACGAGAACGCUAGCAUAGACUGCGGAAGAGCAGAAGCGGUUAUGAGAGACGGAGGCAUCAGACUUCUUCUGACACUUGCUAAGUCUUGGCGCGAAGGUCUUCAGUCAGAAGCUGCGAAGGCUAUUGCGAACUUGUCGGUGAACGCUAACGUUGCAAAGGCUGUUGCUGAGGAAGGAGGGAUCGAUGUGCUCGCUGGUUUGGCGAAGUCUAUGAAUAGACUUGUGGCUGAGGAAGCUGCUGGUGGACUGUGGAAUCUCUCUGUUGGAGAAGAGCAUAAGAAUGAAAUUGCUAAAGCUGGAGGAGUGAAUGCAUUAGUCAAGCUUAUAUUUAGAUGGCCAAAUGGCUGUGAUGGAGUUCUGGAGCGUGCUGCUGGGGCAUUAGCUAACUUAGCAGCAGAUGAUAAAUGUAGCACUGAAGUUGCAAGAGCAGGAGGUGUGCAUGCCUUGGUGAUGCUAGCUCGAAAUUGCAAGUAUGAAGGAGCACAAGAACAGGCGGCUCGUGCUUUGGCUAAUCUGGCUGCUCAUGGUGAUAGCAACAACAACAAUGCUGCCGUUGGACAAGAGGCUGGUGCAUUAGAAGCUCUUGUUCAGCUGACGAAGUCGCCUCAUGAAGGUGUUCAACAAGAAGCUGCUGGUGCUCUUUGGAAUUUGUCAUUUGAUGACAAGAAUAGAGAAUCCAUUGCUGCUUUUGGUGGUGUUGAAGCCUUGGUUGCACUUGCCAAGUCCUGUUCAGAUGCAUCCACAGGUCUGCAAGAGAGAGCAGCUGGUGCUCUUUGGGGUCUAUCAGUCUCAGAAGCAAACAGCAUUGCAAUUGGACAAGAAGGUGGUAUACCGCCUCUAAUUGCUCUUGCAGGAUCUGAAGCUGAGGAUGUACAUGAAACUGCUGCAGGAGCUUUGUGGAACCUUGCUUUCAACCCUGGUAAUGCUCUCCGGAUUGUGGCUGAAGGAGGAGUUACAGCGCUUGUUCACCUUUGUUCCUCUUCUGUGUCCAAAAUGGCUCGUUUCAUGGCUGCAUUAGCGUUAGCAUACAUGUUUGAUGGAAGGAUGGAUGAAUAUGCGAUGAUAGGGACUUCGUCUGAAAGUGCAUCUAAGAGUGUUAGCUUGGCUGGUGCUAGAAUAAAAGCUCUGAAACACAUUGAGAGCUUCGUUACAACUUUCAUGGAACCUCAAGUCUUUGCAGCUGCUGCUUUAUCAUCUGCUCCAUCUAUGCUAGCACAAGUCUCGGAGAAAGUUAGAAUCCCAGAAGCUGGCCACUUGAGAUGCAGCGGUUCCGAAAUUGGAAGAUUUGUUACAAUGCUGCGGAACCCUUCUCCUAUACUCAAAGCAUGUGCAGCUUUUGCGCUUGUCCAGUUUACAAUACCGGGAGGUAGACACGCAAUGCAUCACGCAAGCUUGAUGCAGAACGCUGGAGAAGCGAGGAUCUUGCGUUCUGCAGCUGCGGCUGCGAACAUGCCUCGUGAGGCUAAGAUAUUUGCGAAGAUUGUGCUUAGGAAUCUGGAGCAUCAUCACCAGGCAGAAUGUUCAAAAGGAAAGAAAAGUGUCAUCUUAUAAUAGGAUUUGAUGAGCCUUUUGUUUUAUUAGCAUAUUUGUUUUAGUGAAUAGAAGAAUGUAUCUCUCCGAACCAUAUACAUGUCAAGAGAAAGGCUUAUGCUGCAAAACACAAAAAAACCAUCAAGACUUUUGGGUCUCAGAAGAUGUGUUUGGACAAAGAAAGGUGUUGUGAUACUAUAGUCUGUGGACUUAAAAUGUUUAUUUAUCUCCUUCAGAGAUAUUUUUCUGUAAUAAAAGACCUUAGGGAUUGA